Mizuhopecten yessoensis (Yesso scallop) is the source of this 2547-nucleotide messenger RNA. RefSeq names its product MAD2L1-binding protein-like. Gene Ontology annotation, biological process: regulation of exit from mitosis. Bases 18 to 1043 code for a protein of 341 amino acids. The record is from RefSeq and is a predicted model, not a curated record. Lineage: Eukaryota; Metazoa; Mollusca; Bivalvia; Pectinida; Pectinidae. Gene Ontology annotation, cellular component: nucleus. The transcript is spliced from 2 exons.
AAGUGGGAAAUUUGAAGAUGGCGAGAAGGAAGGAGAGGGAGCAAGACAGACUAUCGUGUACAUUUGUUUUCGAUGGCACGUUGCAAUCAAGAGUACGAGGAACAUUAGUUAUUGAACUUAUCAAGUAUCUACUUUAUGAAAGACAGCAGAUCCCUCUGCCUAUUGACUACGUGAAGCAAGAAUUGAAAAGAAUAUCAGAAAGUCAACUCGGAAACGAACAGAAUGGUGGAAGAAAACCAAAAAGUCGACAGUUGAACAAAUUAGAGAUAAAGCGAGCCACCAAUACACUGAAGAACUUUGAUGAAUUAUCAUCACAUGUGCUGCAGGUUUUUGAGAUAUGUCCAGAAAUCCAUCAGGCUCUUCUGAUGUUUGGGGGAACUUCUGUCAGUCCUAAAGAAUCCUAUCUGGUUAAUCUACCAGGGAUUAACCCAGAGGCAGAAGGUCUCCCUCUGAAAACUUGUGUUAGAUCCCUGUACCGACAACUUAUAUCACAAGACAUAGUGGGUGGCUCCAAGCCAAUCGGAACCACAUGCUUGAGGGUGUUACUUCAUGCUCCAAGGGAGGCCGGAGUGGAAUGGUUCCUCCCAAAACCUGCUUUCAGAGUACCAAUGAGGGGGAAGCAAUAUGUUAUGAAUUUUUGUGGAAAACAUUCAAACUCCUACGGUCACAAUAUAACUAGGGAUGAAUAUGAAAUAGAAAUAUCAGGAAUUGAACCGUUGGAGUGCUCAAAUGUGAGUGUGCCUCUAGAAGAUGAAAAUGAAGAGGAUCUGUCAUUCUUGUCAAAUAAAUGGCUUCAUAAUAGCACAGAUGGCUACAACAACCAGUCUCAGGACAGUCUAACGCCAAAGGACACAAACUCAACAGAUACACUCGUAGAGAGUGUGGUAAACAUGCAGUUCAAUGAUGUGAUAGAUGAAAGUGCAGAUGAAAGGGUAUUCACACUUAACAAAGAGCAGUACAUGUGGUUCCAGGCACCACUGGUGGUGAAAGGUUAUAGAGAUAGGACAUCAAGGCAGGCUUCAAUGACUGAUGGUUUGAUGUAGACUAUGGGCAACAGGACCUCUGUGACUAAUGACUUGAUAUAAUCUGACUGGUGGUUUGAUGUAGACUAUAUGGGCAACAGGACCUCUGUGACUAAUGAUUUGAUAUAAUCUGACUGGUGGUUUGAUGUAGACUAUGGGCAACAGGACCUCUGUGACUAAUGACUUGAUAUAAUCUGACUGGUGGUUUGAUUUAGACAGGGUCGUAAUGCAUAAAAAGACAUGCAGUGGCGAAGGGGCGACAAGAGAGGAGGAUUUAUUUCAACAAUUGAUAAUACCACUUUGACACCAAGUAAUCAAAUCAUGUUUACAUUUAUUAUUUAUCAUCACAAAUUAUUUGUAGACAUGCCAAUAUUCAAAUGGACAAAUCUUUGUUGGCAUCUGAUCAGUAAAUAAGAGAUCAUGGCAUCUGAUCAGUAAAUAAGAGAUCAUGGCAUCUGAUCAGUAAAUAAGAGAUCAUGGGAUUGAACUCUAUUUUUAUAAAACACAUGCAUGCAUGCAUUGACAAGAUAACAAAUCGCUUGUUAGAUCAUAACUAAAUGACAUCUGAUUUUUCCUGUAAUCACUUAAAUUUAUUCAAGACCAUGCAGAACAUGUAUAAUUGCUUUCCCUUUUUAACUUUAUUUUUAAUACUCUUUUAACACCUAGUAAGCACACACAUCACACACAAUACAGAUUUUCUGGCAAUCCAAUACAUGUACAACAAGAUUAUCUUAGAAUGUGUAUGUAUCAUAUCAUAUUAUAUAUUUCAAUAAUUAAUGUAAGCAUUUUUGUAAAUGAAUCAGAUGACUACACAUUGUACCAUGUUAAACCAUGAACUGUUGCCUGACAAGAUAUAAAAAUGUUUUUGUUACAUAUGUAUGUAGGUGUUCUGAUUUGGGUCAAUCUUUCCUCCUCAGGUAUCAUCCCAGACCGUCGUUUUGAUAUUCCUAUAUUGUUCAUGUGAAAAAAAAUGCUCCUGUAAUAUAAAAUAAUAUAAUAAAACCAUACCAAUUUACUAGACCCAGAAACAAUAUAAUAAAACCAUACCAAUUUACUAGACCCAGAAAAAACAGAACGGUUUAUACAAUUUACAUCAUCAAAUUAUAAACAUAAUUCUGGUAAGAGUCAACUUUUACUUAAAACAGCUUCUUUAUAACCAAAAGGCCCAGGGUGAGUUUAUUUGGAAACUAGCAUGCUGAGAAAGGGCUUCCAAGGUUGUUCAAAUGAAUGACCUUCAAGGUCAAAAGGGUGAAAUAUUUAAAAAAUUCUGAAUAACAAAAAUUUUGCAUAGGGUGCAAUUUGGGCAGCAGAAUGCUCAGAUGAAGAGCUAUCAAGUUUGUUUGUGUGAAUUACCCUGACCAGCUUUAACUUUAUAAGUCACAAAUGAGUAUAAAGGUUUAAACGAUCUCAACUCAAUAAACAAAAGGUCUAACGUGUUAGGGUGGUGAAAUUUGGCAAGUUGCAUGCUGGGAUGAAGGGCUAUAAAGUUUGUUAAAUUUACUGGCCUUAUUUGACUUUUAAGGUC